Molecule: messenger RNA, 1190 nt
Organism: Hemibagrus wyckioides
Lineage: Eukaryota; Metazoa; Chordata; Actinopteri; Siluriformes; Bagridae
Product: serine-rich and transmembrane domain-containing protein 1
Exons: 2
Coding region: 235-558 (107 amino acids)
Cellular component (GO): intracellular membrane-bounded organelle
Source: RefSeq, a predicted model, not a curated record
UCAGAGUAGAACAGCUGGAUCGACAGAAUCCAGCUCACAGCUGAGGAUCGGUGAUCUUCCUCUAUUUCCACAAAGCCGAGAGUGUCAUCUGUCUCCUAUGUGCAUUUCUCAUUCCCACAGGAUAUGAAGCAUUCUCUACUGGAGCAGUGACACCAAGAUAAUGGACUUUUGUGUGCAGUAGAGGACACGACUGUCAUCUGCUAAACAAAAGGCCCCUGUGAGCAUCUGUCUGGGAUGGAUGGCCAGGUGGAGGAGCUGAAUGGGACUGAGUUGGAAGGACAGAGCUUUCUGCGCUUCAACCCGACAACUCUUUCCACUGGGGCUGCGGCGGCCUCGUCCAGCCGCACUGAAAGUGUCUACGUCUACCUUUCUAUUUUCCUUAGCUUGCUGCUGUUUCUCCUUACCCUGCUUGUCAUCACCCUGCACAGGCUGAAAAACAUAAUCUCUUCCAGUUCAUCAUAUCCAGAGUGCAGCAGCGAGGCAGGCAGUUCAUUCACUAACAUGGAGAUCUGUAGCCUGUCUUCACAGAGAUCAACAGUGUCAUCAAUGUCCUGCUAGUGAUACACAUGAGGCUAACAAACAAGGCCAAUUAAGGUUAAAAUAAAUGCAAAAGUUUUAUAACAUUAAAUAAUUAUUUUUAUGACUUAUUGCUCUAGUCAUCAACUUAUGUAACAGACUUUAGAAACAACCAGCAAACAUAUUCAUAAGAGUAAUACAAAAAAAUAAAAAUAAAAAAAACCCACUGUUUGAGCAAACAAAUUCAAUUUUGGGAAAAAAAAAGAUUACAAGUAAAAUUAACGAUAUAAUCUACUUAAAAAAUACAACUGAGAAACGUGUAUCAAGAAAAAUAUAGGAAAGAUAAAUAUUCAGUAUAUUGUGUCCACAAAUUUCACAAUUUUUACUGAUAUUGUAAGCUCACAGCUUGUGUUGGCAAUGUGUGUAUGAUAAUGAUGACCUAGAAAAAUGCAAAUAAAAAAGAUUGCAACUGUAGCUGUCAAGUGUAAAGUGUAUAAAUAUUGCUGCUUUAAAGAACAGAUGUAGACUUUUUUUAAUACAGAAUUUAAAAAAGAGAGAGAAUUAAGAGUAUGAUUCACAGUGUGUAGUGGUACACCAGGAAUGAGAAUCUUAAUUGUAAUGUAGAACCUAUGUAGAGGCUAUCCAGUGUUCACAGAAAAGCCACCAGACCAUCC